UUCCUUCCCUGUGAAGCCGAGCACCGCCGGCAGAGACGGGCGGGCUGUAAGAGGAGGUGUUCUCCGUCACUGAUCCUGGAGACCCUCGUCCUCUCUCUGUGUUUCCCUUAUCUGAAACUUCACCCAUCUCUCUCGCCCCCUCAUUCCAGCAAGGGAAAACAAACCAACACUUGAGAAGAUGCCGGAGGUGAUCUCUGUGCAAGAAUUUAUCUGCGAAACUCUGGAGGACCACAGCUCGCCGACAACCUCCUCCUUCACCACCAAAAUGGCAAACUGCAGGAACACAGUUACUGUACUCGAGGAGAGUUUAGACAAAGACAGGUCUGUACUCCAGAAAAUGAAGAAAGCAGUCAAAGUGAGAUAUACCUCAGGUCAAGAAGACAUUUCCCUUCAGGAAACAUUCAUUAAUGAGUUGGAAAAACUUGUAGCUAAUUUCCAAAGUAGUGAAGAGUCAGUACUGGCUGAAGCUUUCAGUAAAUUUGCAGAGUCUUCCAAAGAACUGCUGACGCCAAUGAAAAACCUGAUGCAGAGUGUGAAUCACAUUGUCUUUUUCCUAAAUUCACUGCUGAAAGGAGAACUAAAAGGAGUUAAGGGGGAUUUAAAGAAGCCCUUUGAAAAAGCUUGGAAAGAUUAUGAAAGCAAAUUUACUAAAAUUGAAAAAGAGAAAAGGGAACUUGCAAAGCAGUACGGAAUGGUACGAAUUGAAGUGACUGGAGGUGAAAUAGCAGAGGAGAUGGAAAAGGAACGGAGGAUGUUUCAACUGCAGAUGUGUGAGUAUCUGAUCAAAGUAAAUGAGAUAAAGACAAAGAAAGGAGUGGACUUGCUACAAAAUCUCACCAAGUAUUAUCAUGCACAGUUCAUUUUCUUUCAGGAAGGCUUGAAAACAGCUGAGAAGAUAAAGCAUUAUGUUGAAAUGCUUACUGCAGAUUUACAGAAUAUCAAGCAGAACCAGGAUGAAGAAAAGAAGCAGCUCUGCAGCCUUCGUGAUCAGCUCAAACCAACGUUACAGUUGGACCACAAGGAGGAUUCUGUGAGUCGCCAGUCCGUUUACAGCAUGCACCAACUCCAGGGCAAUAAGCAAUAUGGCACUGAGAAAACUGGAAUCCUGUAUAAGAAAAGUGAUGGGUUGAGGAAAGUUUGGCAGAAGAGGAAAUGCAUCGUAAAGAACUGUUACCUGACCAUUCCACAUGGAACACCCAACCGACAGCCAGCGAAGCUCAACCUGCUAACCUGUCAAGUGAAACCCAGUUUGGAAGAUAAAAAGUGCUUUGAUCUUAUUUCACAUAACCGCACAUAUCAUUUCCUAGCAGAUGAUGAGCAGGAUUGCAUGGCGUGGAUCUCAGUUCUAACGAAUUGCAAGCAAGAAGCUCUAAACGUGGCUUUUCGUGAACACCACAGUGAUGCUGAAAACAGUAUUGAAGAUCUGACUAAAGCCAUCAUUGAAGAUGUCCAGCAUAUGCCAGGGAAUAACGAGUGCUGUGACUGUGGGGCAGCAGGUCCAACUUGGCUUUCUACAAAUCUUGGAAUAUUGAUAUGUAUAGAAUGUUCUGGAAUUCACCGAGAGAUGGGUGUACAUUAUUCUCGGAUACAAUCCCUGUCACUAGACAAGCUUGGGACUUCUGAACUCUUGGUUGUAAAAAAUGUUGGAAACUCCAGAUUUAAUGAACUUAUGGAGGCUACUCUCCCAAAUUUAUCAGUUAAACCAACAACUGACAGUCCCAUGGCAAUGCGGAAAGAUUACAUCAUAUCAAAAUACAUAGAUCGUCAAUAUGCAAAAAAGAACAAUAGUACUUCUGUGACAAAGUUGAAUAAUUUGUAUACUGCUGUAAAAUGCAAGGAUAUAUUUGCAUUGAUACAGGCCUAUGCUGAAAAAGUCAACCUUAGUGAAUCACUGCCAUCUUAUGCAGAGGAAACAGGAGAGACUGCUCUUCACCUUGCUGUACAGCUUGCUGAUCUCACCUCCCUACACAUUGUGGACUUUCUUGUGCAAAACUGUGGGAACCUUAGCAAGCAAACCAUUAAAGGAAAUACAGCUGUUCAUUACUCCUGUAUAUUCAAUAAACCAGAAUGCCUCAAACUACUCCUGAGAGCCAAGACCAAUACAACUAUUUUAAAUGAAGAUGGAGAAACAGCUAUGGACAUAGCUCAUAGACUGAAACACCAAUACUGUGAAGAACUGCUGACUCAGGCAAAACUAAACCGGUUUAAUCUCCAUACUAAUGUGGAGUAUGAGUGGCGACUGGGACAGGAUGAUGAUUAUGAGAGCGAUGAUGAUCUAGAUGAAAAGGGACCUAUUAAAAGGGAACGUUCUCUUAGGCCAUACAGCUGUUACCAACCAGCUAGCAAACAGUCGCUAAGCAUGGACAAGCCUAAUACAGUGGCUAUCAGCAAAGACUCUCCCUGCAUAUCACGAGAGCACCGACGUGAACAGCCCUGUGGAUUGACCAAUCAGUCGCGAAGUACAGAAUCUCAGCCUUUCUCCCCAGUAUCAGAGGCCCCUCCUAUUCCACCCAGAAUCCCUAUCAAAGCUCCAAGUGUUCCACCUCCUCCUCCUCCUCAUCCUCCAUUUUCUGUCAAGAGUCCUCCUCCUGGAAGUGCAGCCUUUAUCUCGGACAGCCCUUCAACUAAGAAACGACCACCUCUACCGCCACUGACAACCAAGCAUAAACGGACAUUAUCUGAACCCACACCCAGAGUACCUCAUAGUCCACUAAAUCGCAAGCAAUCCUCAUUUGAAUCUACUCCACCAUCUAGUCCGCCUCCUCCAGUGGUGGAUAGAUCUUCGCCAAGGCCAAGCGUGCAGUCUCCAAAGGUAUCACCUGGUCUUCAUGCUCUUCCUGAAUUACCAGAGACAGUAGAUCAGAAGAAACCUGAACAAAUCUACGCCAUACCCAGAAAAUCCCAAAAUGUUGCAGAGGUCAGCCAGAAAUCACCAUGGCCCACUACUUCACCUGUGAGGUCUUCCUUUGCUGAACCAAACAAUGAUGUCUAUGCUGUGCCUGGAAAUCCAAUACCACUUCCCCGGAAAAUGAAUAUGGCAAAACCCAAAAUUCGUAGAGGAAGAGCCAUUUACAACUGCACAGCAGAUCAUGCUGAUGAGCUUACAUUCAAAGAGGGAGAGAUGAUAGUAGUUACCGGAGAGGAAGAUCAGGAGUGGUGGAAUGGCUAUAUAGAUGGGCAACCUCACAGAAAAGGUCUUUUCCCAGCAUCUUUUAUCCAGUUACAAACAAGCUAACAGAUCUUAUCCUUCAGUCUGGGCAAUUAAAGAGAGGGAAGACCAAUCUCAUUCGCUUCAUCUGUAUCAUUUACUUCUUGGAGUUUGAAGCGUCUAUCAAUUUUACUGAAAGGUAGUCGUCAUUUGAAACUUGUUUCUAAUGACCAUGAACAGUGAACCAGUUCUUCUAAUGCAGUGGCUCUUCCGAGGGGGAAAGUUACACUGGUGCAUUAGGCAGUUCCAUAAAACCUGAAUACAUGGUUUACCUUCAGGAAAGAUCCAGAUUGCUGUUUUAAAGCAGGUGGCUGUUUAAUUAAUGUUGCCCUGAGUGUAUGCCUUACUGUAUAAUGCUAAUGUAUGUUGGUAUUUUAAAAAAAAAGUUUCCAAGUAGUGAUAUUAUUCAGUUAUAAAUGUUUAAAAAUUUUAAAUGGUCAUCAAAAACCACUCUCGUGAAUUAGCCAAAUAUAUAUAUAUAUAUAUAUAUAUAUAUUUUAUAUAUGAAAAGUCCUAUUGUUAGAAAUAGUUGUGCGUGGAGAGGUGAACACAUGACCACACUGUCCGGUGGCAAUCAUUUAAAGAGGAUAAGGGAGCAUCUCUCAUACCAGUUUCUGCUUUCUUUAUUGCCACUUCAGAAUUUUUUUUGAGCAACCAGCAAUUAUGACAAUCCAUGAUGGGAAACAGCCUCCAGUAGAUGGGGGAAGGAAGCAUGUGACAAGCUGAUGGAAGAGUCUAUGUGUUUUAUCUUUAAAGAUGGCAUGUAAUAAUUUAAAAAUGCUAACUGUUCAUGAUAAAACAUUUUAAUAAAAAAAUUAAUUCCUUUAGUUUAUUUAAAAUAUGAUAGUCUCUAGACUAUCAAACCCAGUUCAGAUUUGUGUUUACCAUGUAGUAAAUGUGCUUAUGUGUAAGGACUGAAAUUCAGAGUAUCUAAAUCAUGAUCAAAAUUAGAAACAUUUCUCCUACUCCAUUCCUACUCCUUCUAAAUAUAUGCCAGGAAGGAAGGGAUAGAUUGUGUUGAUUGAUCUUAGCUUAUAAUUGUGAAUGCCUGCAUAGAUGUUUAAUGAAUGAAUUUAUACAAGUGAACUACCUCUUUGGAGUGUGAAAUAAAACAGAAAAUGCUGGAAUUACUCAGUGGGUCUGGCAGCAUCUGUGGAGAGCAAAACAGUUAAUGAUUCAAACCAAAUAUGAUAUUUCUGUUCUCAAGAAGAGUAUUCAACUCAAAACGUUGACUCCGUUUCUGUCUUUACAGAUGAUGUCAGAUUUCAGGCACCUUUUUUUCCUUCAGAUUUCCAGCAGCCGCAGUAUUUUGUUUUCAUUUUUGGAGAGUGAAUUGCUUUUCCUUUUGAAAUUGGUACAAAUCUCAGCGACAGAAUAAGGAGUGCAUCAGCACCACCUAGAGUUUGAACAAAGCAGUCAUGAAGGUGACUUCUACACAUUGCAGACACUUUGCACAAACAUCGUCUCCUAUCAAUUCGACUCAAGCAUAAAUUGCGACUUGCUAUCGCCUUCCUCCUUCCUCCAGGCUUAAAAGAUUUUGGCUUCAUAAAAAGAGACAAGUUUGUUAGUGGUAAAUGUGUUAUUAAACAAUUAAACCAAACAAUCAAAUAAUCAUCAUUACUGCCAAGUGAACUGGUAACAGUGUUAGUCACAAUGUGAAUUUGUUCAGUUUUAGCUCACUGUUAAUUUGAUCUGAAAAGUAAAAGAAAAAUGUUGAUCCUGUGUGAAGUGACGAUUAGAUGACUUAUUCUAGAUUGGAACUACCUUGGAAAGCAUUGAUACUUUGAAUAGUCUAUCCAUAAGGCCUCUGCCUACCUUUCCCAACACCACCAUGUGAAAUGUCUAUUGCAAUUACUGCAACUGUGUAGAUGCUGCAGUGAGAUUCACAAUCGCUUGCUUUGUUCAAGUAAGGCUGUCAGUGGUUUUGAAUAAAAAUGGAAAGCAAGCAAAGUUAAGGUCAGUAUGACUGGAACAGUGCAAUCUGAUACGAGAAAAAGUAUUAUUUUUUGAUUUUUAAUUAUGCUCGAUGAAAGAAAUCAUUCCGGAAUUCUGAUUCCUAUUCUUGGCUACUGUGUGAUUAUUCUCUUUCGUGUACUUUAAAGGUGUAUACCACCUUAAUUAUCAUUGUGAAUAAAUGGCAAACUCAGUUAAUUACUUAA
This is a messenger RNA of Rhincodon typus (whale shark), 5367 nucleotides long. RefSeq names its product arf-GAP with SH3 domain, ANK repeat and PH domain-containing protein 1-like. The transcript is spliced from 28 exons. Gene Ontology annotation, biological process: positive regulation of GTPase activity. NCBI's taxonomy places the organism in Eukaryota, Metazoa, Chordata, Chondrichthyes, Orectolobiformes, Rhincodontidae. The record is from RefSeq and is a predicted model, not a curated record. Gene Ontology annotation, molecular function: GTPase activator activity; protein binding. Gene Ontology annotation, cellular component: cytoplasm. The coding region runs from base 179 to 3235 and encodes 1018 amino acids.